Molecule: messenger RNA, 1077 nt
Organism: Tarenaya hassleriana
Lineage: Eukaryota; Viridiplantae; Streptophyta; Magnoliopsida; Brassicales; Cleomaceae
Product: 14-3-3-like protein GF14 omega
Exons: 4
Coding region: 106-885 (259 amino acids)
Biological process (GO): signal transduction
Cellular component (GO): cytoplasm
Source: RefSeq, a predicted model, not a curated record
UUUCUUCUCUCUCCCCACUCCCUCUCUCCUUUCAUAAACCUACAUCCAAAUCUCUCUCUCUCUCUCUGAUUUGAGAUUUUGGAUCCGCUGUUUGAAGGACCAACAAUGGCUGUUUCGGCGCGUGAGGAGUACGUCUACAUGGCCAAGCUCUCGGAGCAGGCCGAGAGGUACGAGGAGAUGGUGGAGUUCAUGGAGAAGGUAUCCGCAUCCGUCGAGAACGAGGAGCUCACCGUCGAGGAGAGGAAUCUACUCUCUGUUGCCUACAAGAACGUCAUUGGAGCCCGACGUGCCUCCUGGAGAAUCAUCUCCUCGAUCGAGCAGAAGGAGGAAAGCCGCGGCAACGACGACCACGUUACCGCGAUCCGCGAUUACAGGUCUAAGAUCGAGUCGGAGCUCUCCGGCAUCUGCGACGGAAUCCUCAAGCUGCUCGACUCCAGGAUCAUCCCUUCCGCUGCCUCUGGCGACUCCAAGGUGUUUUACCUCAAGAUGAAGGGUGAUUACCACAGGUACUUGGCCGAGUUCAAGACCGGUCAGGAGAGGAAGGACGCCGCUGAGCACACCCUCUCCGCCUACAAGUCCGCUCAGGAGAUUGCCAAUGCAGAGCUCGCUCCGACUCAUCCGAUCCGACUUGGUCUAGCAUUGAACUUCUCGGUGUUCUACUACGAGAUCCUCAGUUCCCCUGAUCGUGCCUGCAACCUCGCUAAACAGGCGUUUGAUGAGGCAAUCGCGGAGUUGGACACUCUGGGUGAGGAGUCAUACAAGGACAGCACCUUGAUCAUGCAGCUCCUACGUGACAACCUCACUCUCUGGACCUCCGACAUGCAGGAUGAUGCUGCGGAUGAGAUCAAGGAAGCAGCACCGAAGCCCGCAGAGGAAGAGCAGUAAAAUGGUUGCUUGAGCUGCUAGUUUAGGGUUUGCUUCCUCGUGUAUCUCUAGGCAUUUCGAUUUGUUGUCUUGAGAAUUGGUUCAACCCUCAUUUGGGUCCCUAUAUCUCUCUCUGUCUCCCUCGGUGUGUGAAAUGAAGAUCAUGAAGCUUUUUUGUCUAAUUAGAUUGAAUCUGUUUACAGCAUUUUGGUA